Messenger RNA from Cavia porcellus (domestic guinea pig), 1817 nucleotides. RefSeq names its product family with sequence similarity 162 member B (gene Fam162b). NCBI's taxonomy places the organism in Eukaryota, Metazoa, Chordata, Mammalia, Rodentia, Caviidae. Bases 15 to 446 code for a protein of 143 amino acids. The record is from RefSeq and is a predicted model, not a curated record. The transcript has 4 exons.
UGGUAAAGCGCACCAUGCUCCCAGCCGGCGCGCGAGUGCUGAGCCUGGGCUUGCGGAGCGUGACCCGCAGCGCCCCACGGCCCCGAGGUGCCCCCGGUUACUGCAGCGGCACAGCGCCUGGAGACCACGGAGACGGGCACAGGGUCCCCGCGCAGCUCAAACCCUCGCAGUUCGACAAGCGAAUCCUGCUGUGGACCCGGCGGUUCAAGUCCAUGGAGGAGAUCCCGGCGUGGGUCCCGCCUGAAAUGAUAGAUGCUGCAAGGAACAAAGCCCGGGUGAAAGUCUGCUAUAUAAUGAUUGGACUCACAAUCAGUGCCUGCUUUGUGGUGAUAGCAUCAGCCAAAAAGGCUGCAGAACGGCAUGAAUCCUUAACAAGUUGGAACCUGGCAAAGAAAGCUAGGUGGCGUGAGGAAGCUGCAUCAGCUGCACAAGCUAAAGCUAAAUGAUACUUUAAAUGCCAAGGUGUUUACAUGAAUACCACCACAUUAUCAGCAACAGUAAAAGAUAGGUAAAAUAAUAUUUUUCAGGACAUUGGCCAUGGUUUUAUUUUGGUAAUAAGAAUACAGUCUUUAUUUUUUUUAGUGAACUUUUAUUGAAGUAUAACAUCCACUCAAGAAGAGCACAUAGGGGCCAGGGAGAUAGCUCAGCGGCACAGUGCCUGCCUGGCACAUGUGAGGCCCCCAAGUUUGAUUCUGGUACAAAAAAGAAAGAAAAAAACCAAAACAAAACAAAAAUGAAAAGAAAACAAGAGCACAGAAAGCAAAGCUGGCUAGAUUUCUGCUAGGGAAGACACCUGUGUAGCCACUACUCAGGGCACAAUGUAGAUCACCAGGUAAACUUCAGAAGCCAGUAUGCUCUCAUUACUCCCCAAAGGUAACCAUGGUUGAGUUUCAGUUCAUAGAUUAAUUUUGCCUGUUUAUGGACUUUAUAUACAAUCACAAUAUGUACUUUUGUGGAUGCUUAAUAUUAUGUUGUGAGAGCUAUCCAGAAAGUGUUUAUACAUGUUUAUUGCUGAAUAGUACUUCAUUGUAUAAUAUGCCACAAUUUAUCUGGCUAUCUGGCUGAGUGUGUGGCUACUGCAGAUAACAUUAAAAUGAGCACUUUGUGCAUGUCAUUAAAAUGACCUUUGACUAAAUCAAUAAGGAGUCUGUAAAAUCAAAACUAAUGUUCAAACUAAGUUAUACAGUAUUUGGUAACUGUAUAGUCCCCUUGGUUAGUCUUUUCAGUGUCUGUAACUAGGUAGGCAGGUUUAAAAACAGUUUAGGCAAACCAAGAAAUACUAAUUCCAGAAUCUGUUACUAAAAUGGUAAAAGUAUUAAAACAGUAAUUGUAAGAACAAUUUUAAAAAAGACAAAACCAUAGAAAAAUGGUAAUCUCAAUGGUUUUCAAAGUUGAAUAAACCCUAAAACAUUUUAAUUAUCCUUUUAAUUUAGUAACUCUUUUGAUCAUAAAUGUCAAUAGUUAGCCUGAAAAGCCCUUUUCUUAAGAGAAGAUACAGGACAUCGUAAGCGUAUAACUAAAAUAUAACUACAGAAAAUCCAGAGAGAAUAAAAGACUGGCAAUUAUAAAAUUAAAGGCAAAACUAGUAAAAUAAGGUAGAGGAUCAACAGAAUUUAGGAAUUUAGGAAAUCAUUGAGGUAAAAAGGCAGAAGAAAAUAAUAUUAGGAAUGUUAAAAGAAAUCAUAGUCCAUAUUCAACAGCUUUUUAUUAGAGGAUGAUGGAGGAAAUAAUUGAGAUGUGUUGUAUACUAACUCUCCAUGGUAAAUGUGAUGAUUAUGUACUACAAUCUUGUACUAAUAAAAAAAAGUAAAAGCCUG